Molecule: messenger RNA, 728 nt
Organism: Drosophila nasuta
Lineage: Eukaryota; Metazoa; Arthropoda; Insecta; Diptera; Drosophilidae
Exons: 2
Coding region: 8-367 (119 amino acids)
Source: RefSeq, a predicted model, not a curated record
GAUAGAGAUGGAGGAGGAUCGCAUGUCAGUUCAGUUUCUGUUUCACACCCCCAAUGGAUCUCUAAUGCAGCUCUGUAUAACAAUAUAUAGCACGAUCUAUCUCUAUCAAUUUGCUGCUGUGUGUUUGCUUUUGGCUCCAUUAAGGUCAGCCACUCAUUCACUCAUUCACGUCCAACGCCUCGAGAAGUCUCCGGACCGAAGAUCACAUAACAGAACAGAGCUAUGCGUUCCCCACAUCAUAUCACGCGUCUCCACAUGGAUAAAUGUCGGACCCAGUCGGGCAGUUGACAACAAUCCACCCACACCCACAACCACGCCCACAAUCCCCAAGCUCACCCACAGCCCCAACAUCUUCAUCCUCGCCUAGUUCAAUUACUGUUCCAGCCUCCAGUGUUCAGCGCUGACAGUCAAAGGUUAAACAUUAACAUUAAACUAAUCUCAACACUCGCCAAAGAUGACGUCGUCGGAUACUGAGUGGACAGCAGGAAGUCUGGGGUCAGCAUCGGAGGUCACAGAGAAGCCAUUCAACGCCCGCCCUUGCAACAGAAGAGGAAAGCAGGAAGGGAAACUUGGAUAUUCUCUGAAUUUCGAUUAAAUCUUCUCUUGAGUAUGUGAGACAUAAUUCUCAUUAAACUCUCUCUGGAAUAUUUUAAAUUGAGCUGAGCACUAACUUAAUUAUUAUUUUAAUUCGAAGUGGACUUUCUUCUGAAUAUGCUAAAUUAAUUUCU